UGCUGCAGCGUGCAUUACAGGGAAGAGAGAACAGAGAGAGAUGAACCAAGACAGCUCCAUCCCCAUUCACACAUACAAGUCACUGGUGUGGAGUUGAACAUCCCUGCAUGUGUGAACCAGCCCAAAGGUUGUUUUUAGGCUUUUUGAUAAGCCACUAGCAGUUUUAGAGAGACUGGAGGAAGACUUCUCCUUGGCCUUUGAUGCAGAGGUGACAACUUUGAUUUGGAUCAGCUGUACAGUUGAGGCUCCUGUUUCAAGACUUAUUGUCAAGCAAGUAGAGUUGGCUUCACUUACCUAUACUCUCCAGCCUCUCUCUUCUCUGACAGCCAUUUCCUUGGAACAAGCUCUGGAAUUUUCCAUAGUAUUUAGAUAACUGAAUUGGAGAUUCCUGGAAAGCAGACGCUUGAGAGUGAAUCUUACAUCAUCAAUAGCUGAAAGAAUCAUCCUUAAUUUUUCUGCUUUGUUUGUUUGUUUUUGGCCUUUGGAAAGACAGCAGCCUUGUCAUCACCCUGGCUGGUUCCAGCCCAGAAUGGCUUUGUGCCUUAAGCAAGUUUUUAACAAAGACAAAACAUUUCGUCCCCGGAAGAAAUUUGAGCCAGGAACCCAGCGCUUUGAACUGUACAAGAAAGCCCAAGCCUCUCUGAAAUCAGGACUAGACCUGAAGGCUGUGGUCCAGUUGCCCCCAGGGGAGAACAUCAAUGACUGGAUUGCCGUGCACCUUGUGGACUUCUUCAACAGAAUAAAUCUCAUCUAUGGGACCAUGUCAGAAUUCUGUACUGAGAAAAGCUGUCCCAUCAUGUCAGGUGGGCUCAAGUAUGAGUACCGGUGGCAGGAUGACUACCGAUAUAAGAGGCCUACCAAGCUGUCAGCGCCCCAGUAUAUGUGCAUGUUGAUGGACUGGAUUGAGACACUAAUUAACAACGAGGACAUCUUUCCUACCAGGAUAGGUGUUCCUUUCCCUAAGAACUUCCAGCAGGUCUGCACCAAGAUCCUCACACGCCUCUUCAGAGUCUUUGUCCAUGUCUACAUCCAUCAUUUUGACAGCAUCAUCAGUAUGGGUGCUGAAGCUCACGUCAACACCUGCUACAAGCACUUUUACUACUUCAUCAGCGAGUUUAGUUUGGUUGACCAAAGGGAAUUAGAGCCUCUGAAAGAAAUGACAGAAAGGAUUUGCCAUUAAGAUCAUUUGGUGAGCUUUGCAGAGUCAUCAUUUGAAAGGAUACACUGUCCGGAUGAUGGCCUCAUGUGAUAAUCUGAUGGACUACUGCUGGGAAUUUGAGGGGCUUCUUGUUCCGGGGACUGAAUCCCACAACUAUGGAAACAUUUGGAAAUAGUGGACCCCAAUAUGUCCAGUAGUCAUAUGGACUCCAGUAACAUUACUUCAUUGUCUCUUACUAUCUGCCUUAGGUGCUAUAGCUGCAUAUCAUAUUGGAUUUGCUUCAUUCUGCUGAGACCCACCUCCUCCCAAACUGUUUCACACCUUAAUGAUGCACAAAGGGGAAAAUAAUCUGAGAAUUUCCUCACAGAGACCAGAAGACAAAUGACAAAAGUAUUCCAAACAGAAGCCUGUCACCAUCCCUCUUAGUCUGUCAAAGCACAAAAAGUUCAUGAGGAAUACUGCCUUGUACUACACGGAAAAAAUGGUUGACCAUCCCCCAUGUUCAAAAAAGAUGUUCCGAGCUACUGAAUGUUUAUAUAGAUGGCAGAAAAUGGUUUCACCUGGAAAGCCAGAGAGGCUGGGAAGAUACUAGACCAUUGGGAAUACUGGAUUAGAACAGCAUUUUUUCCAAUAAGAGAUCGUUCAUAGAGAAUAACAGAAAUAUUUGAACUGGGAGGGAUCAAACAACCAUUCAGUCCAGUUUUUCCUCAACUCACAGAGUAUCUUCACAACAGCCCAGACAUCAAUCUUUGAAAUCCAGCAGUAUAUGAAAAAUAGAAAACAGGUGCAUUCCAGUAAGGUGCCAGCAGAAUACUUAUCUUCAGAUUACUCAAGUAAAUGAGCCAAGAUGCGCUGAGGGGAAUACAGUUAUGGAUCACGAAGCAAGCAGCUCUUGUGAUUUUGAGAAACUUUGAUGUAUUUUUUAAUUUCAUUAUAGAAAAUACAAGCUGCCUUAGAAUGAGCCAGAUGAAUGGUUCAUCUAGCCUAGUACUGUCUAUGCUUGCAGGCAGUGACUUUCUAGGCUGAGUCUUACACAGAAAGGUUUUUCUCAGUACAACUAUUAAAGAGACUUUGGCUGCAGACAUACUUGCAGUUAUACUGGCUUCAUUGCUUCUUCACCUCUGUUUUUUUAAAUCUGGGUACAUAUGACAUUUGUCAUGCUCCACUCGUUUUUACUCCAAAAUCUGGGAUUUUUCAGACCAGAUGCAUUUUCCCUUCAAGCCAGCUUCACACUGACUUGAAAACUGUUUGAUCUAGCAACCCGUUGCAACUCCAAGGUGUGUCCAAUGAAAACACUUUACAGUGGGUGGUCCUAAAAGCUCAGACAUUAGCAGUGGGGCUGGGUGUAUUCCAUCAAACAAUAAAAUUGUGUAUAGUCAGGUGCAGAUUCGUUUCAGAUUGCAACCAGACAAAAUGGUCUCACUGCUUUUUAAGCAACUAGUGUGCACGUAGCCUCUGGCUGCAAUACUGAACACGCUUUCUAGAAGACAACCCUGCCCCCCCAAACACAGUGGGACUUACUUCUGCAUAAACAUAUAUAGGGUUGUGCUAUGUAACCAGAGGUGCCAAGAACUGUACCUGGGAUUUUCCUACAUUCAAACUGUGUGAUCUUCCACUGAGCCAUGACCCCUCCCCAUAAAUCCUAGUGAUAAUUUCUUCAUUGACUGUUAACUGCUACUCUCUUUUUUUUAGAAGGGUGGUAGUGAUCUUUCUUUUCUUGUAAAAGGGAUCUGAGCCACAUACACAAAUAAGAUUUAUUUGGUUAAGAUUUUGUACUUUCUACAUCAGUAUUUAUAUCUUGUGUUGUCCUGCUUUUUCUGCCAGUGAAGUUUAAAUAUUAAAAUUGCACAGAUUUUUGGA
Molecule: messenger RNA, 3019 nt
Organism: Rhineura floridana
Lineage: Eukaryota; Metazoa; Chordata; Lepidosauria; Squamata; Rhineuridae
Gene: MOB3C
Product: MOB kinase activator 3C
Exons: 6
Coding region: 530-1180 (216 amino acids)
Biological process (GO): positive regulation of protein phosphorylation; signal transduction
Cellular component (GO): nucleus; cytoplasm
Molecular function (GO): protein kinase activator activity
Source: RefSeq, a predicted model, not a curated record